Strongylocentrotus purpuratus (purple sea urchin) is the source of this 6112-nucleotide messenger RNA. It is a transcript of the gene ints3, whose product is annotated as integrator complex subunit 3. Gene Ontology annotation, cellular component: cytoplasm. Bases 109 to 3189 code for a protein of 1026 amino acids. Lineage: Eukaryota; Metazoa; Echinodermata; Echinoidea; Camarodonta; Strongylocentrotidae. The record is from RefSeq and is a predicted model, not a curated record. The transcript has 32 exons.
CGACAAAGUGCAUGCAAGAUCGUGGCGCUGUGAUAAUCAACGGAGAUGAAGAAACCGUGGGGUAGUGUGUAAGACAGAGGUACGCAAGUUCCCGAAAAGGCCUUCAAAAUGGAAAAAAAGAAGCAAUCUCAUCUGUUUAUAGCUACAAAAUUAGAUCCCCGAGAUGAUCUUGAAGAGAGAAUGGAACGAGGCCAUGAUGUCAUAUCAAAGGCAACAGCGGGACUCUCUCAAAAGGAAACUCAUGAUGCUCUAACAGCUAUGGUAAGCAAAGGAACUCAACAACAUGAAGAAGUAACUUUGGGUCUGAUGUUCACCAUUCUUACUCAAACAUCAGCAGCUCAGAAAGUGUACAGAGACUUGCAGUUGCUCACAAGAGACGGCAUGGCUAUCGUGUGGAACAGACUGAAUCAGAUCAUUGCUGAAAGAUACACAAAGCUGCUUGAAAAUGUCAGAACACAGGUUGUGUGGUUAGCUCGUGAGCUGGUUAAAGGUUCUGUUGCGAAUGCAGACCAGGUUAUUUUAUCAUUGAUAAAGCAAAUAACAGGAGGAGAUGUAUCCCCAAAGAACAUGUGGCUAGCUGAGUCCAUGCUGGAUAUUUUUACAGAAAAUAGGGCAUGGUUAGACAAGCACCCCACCCUCUUGGCAAUGGUUGUCUACACAUACCUGAGGAUCAUUGAGGAUCACAGCGGUACGACCUGGACACACCUCAGAGAUAGGGAGGUGGAGUUCUGUGUACAGCUUAUUAGGACAAGGUUCACUGAAUGCUGUAAAAUAGGAAGAGACCUAAUCAGACUACUCCAGAAUGUUGCAAGAAUACCAGAGUUUGAUAAACUCUGGAAAGAUAUGCUGUACAGGCCGCAGACACUCAAUGCACAGUUCACUGGUAUCAUGCAGCUUUUGAACCAGAGGACACCCGCCAAGUUUCUCGUCUGCAGACUUACACCCGACAUGGAAAAGAAAAUCAUAUUUCUGACAUCAAAGGUUCGGUUUGGAAAUCAAAAGAGAUAUCAGGAUUGGUUCCAAAAACAGUACCUGCUAACCCCGGAGAGCCAAUCACUGCGCAUCGAUCUGAUCCGCUACAUCUGCUGCUGUAUUCAUCCGUCCAAUGAGGUGCUGUGCUCUGAUGUCAUCCAGAGAUGGGCUGUGAUUGGCUGGCUUCUAACCACAUGUACUUCCAACAUAGCUGCAUCCUGUGCCAAACUAGCUCUCUUCUACGACUGGUUGUUCUUCAGCUCCAGCAGGGGAAACAUCAUGGACAUAGAGCCUGCUAUCUUGGUGAUGCAUCACUCGUUACGUACUCAUCCAGUCAUCACUGUUACAUGCCUGGAUUUCCUGUGCAGAAUAAUUCCAAACUUCUACCCUGCCUUUGAGGCCCAAGUGAAGCAAGGAGUCAUGGGAUCAUUGAAGUUCAUCCUUGAGAAACGAGUUUUACAGUCACUAUCACCCCUGUUUGAUAACACCAAGAUGGACAAGGAGCUGAGGUCAAUGAUCAGGGAAACAUUUUCAGAAUUCUGUGAAGCAGACGCCAAACCGCCCGACGGUCCAAUUAUCCAAGAAAGCUUCACGAAACCGGCAUUAACACCAGCAUUAAAUGCAACUAAUAACAAUUCCGGGAGUCACUUUGAUGAUCAUAGCCACAGGAGACACAGCAGUGAAGAUGCAGCAUUCAGUGAUGAAGAGAGCGAGGAUGAUAAAGGUGGUCAGAUGAACCCUCUGGACAUGCUGUUCAGACCAAUCAAGCAAGAAGAAGAGGUGAACUUUGACCACCUCCUAGAGGAGAUGGAUGGAGAGAUCAAAGAGAUGGCUUCAUUACUACAUGCUCAAAGAGAUGAGGACAUGGAGACGCAAUGUGAGACAAUGCAAGAGCUGUGCAACUCUUUGCUGAAAAUGGAUGACUUUGAUAGUGAUGCAGCAACCCCCUUAGCUCUCUUCCUGUGUAGUCUUUACAACCAGCAGUUUACAGGGGACAUCUUGCCAGAAGAAAUCAAUGAAGAAACUAUGGAAGAUGCUCUAGGAAAACCACUGUUUGUGAUGUUUAGGAAUCUCAGUCAAGAUACGGAGGAUAACAGCUGUCCCCUUCAGCUGCUCAUCCUGUUCUGUAUCAUGUAUGAAAAACAACCCAAGCUAGGCUACCUCCUUCUCUUCUUCUUACAUGCCAGUAGUAAAGAUGGUGAGAGUAAGCUGCAUGUGUAUGAAGAGGUUUGUAAAAACACAGGCUCAGGGGACCUUUCAGCUUGCCUUGUCAAAGACUUUCAGGAAUGUCAAGAAAAUGAUGUUAACCUUCUCUGCUAUCUAGUGCCUCCAGUAUAUACCCAGUUUGCUAAUACAGCGAUGGGGUGUUUAGACCUUCUUCACAUCAUCGUAUCAUGCAUUGACUCUGCACAGUUACAAGGCCUUAUUUGUGAUCUGAUGCAAGGCAGUCUGGUAGUAUUCAACAAAGACAAAGUAGCAUCAUUACUAGAAGAUACAUUAGAUUGGGAGACAUUUGAACAGUUCUGUGUAUGGCAGUUAUUACUGGCUCACGAUGAUAUCGAAGUGAAACAUCUGGUAUCACUCAUACCCAAACUCAAGUACAAAGAACACCCGGAGGCACUGGCAAAUAUGCUGUUGAUGCUCAAGCUGGAAAAUGCAACCCAAGAGUUCCUGAAACCCCUCUUGAGUAGGAAGGUCGACCAGACCGAUAGAUUGACGACGUCCAUCUUAAGUCACUGGGCCUCGCAGGACGAGCCACACCUGGCAGAUGUCUUCAAGUCAAUCAUGAUCAGAGCAGCAAAUGCAGCCAAGAGGAUACGACAGAAACAAUCGGCCAAGCAGAACUACCCCACACCUAUACAGAUCUUAGGACAUCUAGAUGGAUUGAGGCAUACAUCAGCAAUCAGACAGACACUAUUUUUCAGCCAAGAACCAUUAUUACAAGGUCUACAGCAGUUCCAACAUGUGUGUACAGAGGCCCAAAAGACAAAGUAUAGUGAUCUAUUUGCCCUAGUGGAUGACUUUGAGGAUGCUUCAAGGACAACCAGGAGUCGGCUAGCCAGGCGGUCACCAGGGAACACCAGCCCAAGGGCAAGGAAGAGCCAACCCGUCAACGAUGAUACGUCGUCUUCUUCAGAGGAUGAGGAGGUGAAAUUCAAGUCGAAACCUGCCAAAAAGAGGAAAAAGACAGCGGCAGCGAAUUCCGAUAGUGACUGAAAUUGUAGCAUGUUGCUAUAGAAACAAUCAGAACAUUCCAUCUAGGAUGAAUAACAUUCACAACGAGCAUUGAGUCCGGGAGCGAGGAAAUGGACUCCUAAGCUUUGUUCUUUUUAAAAACUUGUCUUGGAACAAAUAUAUGUGUGUGUUUGUCUUCGCAAGAUGUUCCCUUCCAACCUGAGAUGCUGUUUGUCUGUCAACUCGGCUACACAAAGCAUCCCAUUGCAUCUGAUGUGCAAGGUGUGUCAUCUUCUACCUGUUCCUGCAUCGUCGAAAAUUGUUUUUGAAGCUACUGUUUUAUUCGCCAAGACCUUACGCUUCCCAUGAACAUGGAUGUUUUCACUUGAUAAAUACUUGCCUAACUUCAUGCGAAAUAUUUUGAAUUUCCUGUUCCUAAAUAUUCCCCCUUAAAUGAAGUCGAAUCACAGAUAUGGUCCAUGUUUGUAGUACCGUUGUACAUUCUAAAAAUGCAGAGCAGGAGAGGAGGAACCCAGCUCUCAUUAGCUGUUAGCCCUUGACUAGUGUGAAGAUGGUGCACAUCAUCAGUCAACACAAGGCAGAAUGAUAUUCAUGCAAUCUCAGAGAAACUGUCAACAAAUGUUUCUAUGACAGCAUGACGAGGAACAGCUGCACUUCAAACAACUGUCAGGAUCAGCCCGGAAAGACCUAAAGACGUAUCAAGAAUGAAGGAAUCACUGGACUGGCUUCAAAGAAUUUGCUACCAUUUAUAAAUAGAUUUUUCCAUCAUGCGUACACAGAAUUGUUCUCUUUAUUGCCAAUCAUCGUUUUUUAAUGAACAUUUAGAAUUUUCAAGUUGUGUCAACAAUUAAGAAUGAUACCUUAUUGAAGCUAUCAUGUGGGUUUUUAAUACAGAAGGUAUGUGUUCAGAAUAAGAGAGUAUUCAAAAGUACCAAUACAUCUCGCUAGAAAAGAGAUAUCAAGGACCUGUUUCACAGAGCCUUUUUUCAAUGACAAAUGACAAAAAUCAGUGACAUAUCUGCUGAUAACCAAUUAGAAGCAAGGAUUUAAGUAGCUUAUAACAAAAACUGUCACUUGUCGCUGAUGACAAGUUUUGUGAAACGAGCCUAGUUCUUUGUACCACAAGAAGCUUACUUCAUGUGCACAUACUUAUCGUGGACUGAAAUUCAGUUGUAUACUCUCAUUCUUGGGUCUAUUCGGUUUCUUCAUUGGAAUAAGGUUUAAUUUUGUGUUAUUCAAAUUCAAUAUACAAUGUAUUCUUAGGAAGAGACUUGUCAAAUGUCUGCUGUGGGGUGUAGCAUUGAAUGGCUCUGAAACUUGGACAAUCUGGAGAGCGCAGGAAAGGUUGAUAAUAAUAAUAAUAAUAUUAAUAAUAAUAAGUCUUGUUUACCCAGGGUAGCCUCAUCAGUAUUCAUACUGUUCUCCCUGAGGGCCCUGCAAUCACAUCAUUAGCCCGCUUUAAUCGAGCUACCAUGAAAUGGUGCUCAAGCAUUCAAGGAAUUUCUUCCUACCAAUGAAAGAAUGUAAGGAAUUAGUUGGAGGGAUAGGAUCACCAAUAAAGAAGUAUUAGAUACAGUGAAUGAGCAAAGGCACGUUGGUUGAAUCAUCUGGAGACAGAUAAAAAUGCUCAGGGACAUCUUGGAAGGGAAGAUGGAUGGUAAAUGGGGAAGAGCAAGAAGUGGGAUGGUGUCAGACUUGAUAGGUUGCAGAUCAUAUUACAUGAUGAAGAGGAAGGCUUAGGCUAAAGAAAGAGAGGGAUGGAGAAAUAAUGAAAGAGAGCUUGGUAAUGUGGACCUGCCAGAACACCUGAGAAAUUCAAAUACUAUGUGUCUGUGUAUCCGAGGGUUGUGCCUCUCAUCACAGAUACUGGUUCUAUCACCGAUAUUGCUUUAGUAAACUUUAAAAGAAACUUGGAGGAAGAGCUUGAUAGAAAUGUUGUUUUACUUAUCAGAAUUCAAGAGAAUCACAAAACCUACUUUACUUCAAGACCAUCGCUGUAGCUUUCAUAUACAAAUCUCUGACGACCCAGAUUUAACUAUUUGUAUUGCAUUAGAUAAACUGCAAAGGUAAUGUUUCGAGCUGGAACAAUGCACUAUGAAUACUUCACUCUUUAAACUAGAAAGUAAUUGACAUUGUGUUAUUUUAAUAAUCAUUCAGUAAUCAGUACAGGCUGCAUUCUAACUAUCAUGGUUCCAAUAAAUACAUAAUGAUUAACUAUGAAACAUGACAAUAUUGCUUAUUUUCAAAGCAGAAAUUUAAUUGCAAAUUUUAGAACUGCAUGAACAAGAUUUUAAUUGAUCAUUGCUUCUUAGGGUCCCUACAGGUUAAUGUACAUGUACUUGUGUGUGAGCCAAGUUUAAAUCAUUGUAUACAACCACCGUGUCUGUCAACAGUUUUGAACAUACAAUGUAUUCUGUUUCAGAUUUAGUGGAGAGAAGAUUACAGAUUGUUAAAUGAUCAGGAAGGAUAUGAAAAUAGGUGUCGUACAUGUAGCUCAUGAUUUCAUCAUUCUUUAAAGAUAAUUUUGCUUUGUGAAGAUUUAUGUUCAUAAGGAAGGAUAAUUGUGACAACCGACCCAGGAUAAUGUUUUCAAGUAAAAGAAGGGGAAAGAAUAGAGUAUAGCUCAACUAAAUCACGUUGAAUCUUGGACAAAUCUUUUAUGAUGAAAGGACGGCUCCUUUUAAAAUUUUAUAUACCAGAGAAGAUUAUUAUGUGUCAUGAAUCUCGACCUCUAUUGCAGGAGGUUUGAAUCAUGAAAUCUUGCAAGUCUUGUUUAUUUUUAACGUGUGUUGUAAAGCAAGCAAAUGGAUUUGCUGAGUUUUCCAUGUCUCGUUUCAAAAUAAUGUUCUUUGUAUAAAUCCUGAAGUGCACAUACUGAAUGUAAAUUAGCCUGAUACUGAAAUAGAACAGGCAUUUUUCUACAUAAAGAAUUGAAGAAGAAACA